UCCUCCCUCCCUGCAGCUGCUGGGCUGGCAAACAUUACUGGCCUCUGCGCCCUGCCUCUUUCCUUCUCCUUCCCGUAACAACCACUGUGAGGCUUUGAGUCUCCCCGUUCUCUGCUGUCGCCUUCCUGGUGUCACCGUCCCAGCGUCACUCUCCCAGCGCAGACCAGCAGGUCUUAGAAGGAUGGCCAGUCCAGACCCCUAUCUGCGUCAGCCCUGGCUCACAGUGCACGGCAUCCCCAUGGUCAACGCCUUCGCCCACAACUGGGAACGGAUUGACACCUUCCAGAGCCGCCCCGAGGACAUCGUGGUGGUCACCUUCCCCAAGUCUGGUACCACCUGGGUCAGCGAGAUUGUGGACAUGAUUCUGCAAGGUGGAGAUCCUGACAAGUGCAAGCGGGACAUUAUCAGCAGGAGAGUGCCCAUGCUGGAGUUCACUGCCCCCGGGAAGAUGGCAGCAGGAACAGACCUGCUGGCCACCAUGCCCUCACCCCGUGUGGUGAAGACUCACUUGCUGGCACAUAUCCUGCCCAAAUCCUUCUGGGAAAACCGCUGCAAGAUGAUCUAUGUGGGGCGCAACGCCAAGGACGUGGCUGUCUCCUACUACCACUUUGACUUGAUGAACAAGUUGCAGCCGCACCCUGGGACAUGGGCCCAGUACCUGGAGAAGUUCAUGGCUGGCACAGUGGCAUACGGUUCCUGGUAUGAUCACGUCAAGGGCUACUGGGAGCGCAGGAAGGAUCACCCCAUUCUCUACCUCUUCUACGAGGACUUGAAGGAGGACCUCCGCCGGGAGAUUGCCAAGGUGGCCCAUUUCCUGGGGCAGAAGCUGUCGGAGGCGGCGCUGGACACCAUCACCCGACACACUUCCUUCGAGUCCAUGCGGGACAACCCUGCCACCAACUACAGGCAGGCACCCUCUGACAUCAUGGACCACAGCGUGUCCCCCUUCAUGCGCAAAGGUGAGCAUGAAGUUCUGGGGGGCCUCUGGCGCACUGUCCCCCCCGGCCCCUGCUGA
Molecule: messenger RNA, 1015 nt
Organism: Parus major (Great Tit)
Lineage: Eukaryota; Metazoa; Chordata; Aves; Passeriformes; Paridae
Product: sulfotransferase family cytosolic 1B member 1-like
Exons: 7
Coding region: 182-1015 (277 amino acids)
Biological process (GO): sulfation
Cellular component (GO): cytoplasm
Molecular function (GO): sulfotransferase activity
Source: RefSeq, a predicted model, not a curated record